This is a messenger RNA of Trypanosoma cruzi, 870 nucleotides long. Its product is annotated as mucin-associated surface protein (MASP), putative. The record is from RefSeq and is a predicted model, not a curated record. Bases 1 to 870 code for a protein of 289 amino acids. The transcript has a single exon. Lineage: Eukaryota; Euglenozoa; Kinetoplastea; Trypanosomatida; Trypanosomatidae.
AUGGCGAUGAGGAUGACUGGCCGUGUGCUGCUGGUGUGUGCCCUCUGCGUGCUGUGGUGCGGUACCGGCGGUAGAUGUGACGAGGAGGGGACGGCAGGCUCUGGGAUUGGUGGUAGGCCUCCGCCGGAAUCAAAACAACUUGAAACGUCUCCAGAAGGACCCCAAGGCUUAAAAGUUGAAGUACCAGGUGGUGAAGAAAAUGUAACACCCGCAUCUUCCCCUCCUACAGAGGAAAAGGAUGAUGAUGAAAAUGAUGGUGAAGAGAAUGACGAAGGUGCAGAGAGAAAAGCGGAAGAAGAAAAAAGUACUGAAAUGCAGAAUGUUCAAGAAGGAACAGAUGCAAUAGGCUCAGGUUCCAGGGAAAAGAAUUUGGGUGGCAGCCGGCUGGAAAAGAACCAGGCAAUUGUAUCUGCAGAGGGCAUUUCUCAUUCCGGCAGUCAGGAAUCAAAUGCCAAUUCUACGCAAACGGAAUUUGAAGGAAAGAAGGACGCCGACGAAAAUACACCAGCAGCAGAGAUUACACUCACAACAGGUAACGGAGAGAACACAGUGCCUCGGGGAAUUGCGGGAGUAAAUCUUCCAUCACCUCCAGAAGAAGGUGUUGAUUCCCGCGAACAGGAUAGCGAAGACACUACGAGUGAAGGCGAAAAAAAUGUUCAGUCGCCUGAGACCGCAGCCACACCACAAAGCCACCGAGACAAAGGCUCAGAAGGGACUGGGGAAGAUACAAAAGCAACGACAGUAACCGCCAACACAACUGAUACGACGAAUACACAAAACAGUGACGGCAGCACCGCGGUCUCCCACACCACCUCUCCUCUUUUGCUUCUUCUUGUUGCGUGUGCGGCUGCUGUGGUGGUGACCGCGUGA